AUUUGAUGGCGAGCAGUCGGAGGUCGGAGGUGACGUCUCAUCCAUCGACUCUCCCUGGAGUCGGUCCAUAGAGGAUCUCCAUGGCGACUGUAGCCUCCCGUCUCCGUCGUCCUCUGUCCCCAGAGCAGCUCGCCACUCCAUCAGCUCCGCUCUGGUGACUCGCUCCAACACGCUGCCAAGUCGUCGGACUCUGAAGAAUUCUCGACUGGUCUGUAAGAAAGACGACGUCCAUGUUUGUGUGAUGUGUCUGAGAGCGAUCAUGAACUACCAGUACGGCUUCAACAUGGUGAUGUCACAUCCUCACGCCGUCAACGAGAUUGCUCUGAGCCUUAACAACAGGAACCCAAGGACGAAGGCUCUCGUGCUCGAGCUCUUGGCCGCCGUGUGUUUGGUCAGAGGAGGUCAUGACAUCAUCCUUUCAGCCUUUGACAACUUUAAAACUGUGUGUUCAGAGUCGAUGCGGUUCGAGAAGUUAAUGGAACAUUUUAAGAACGAAGACGACAACAUCGACUUCUUGGUGGCGUGUAUGCAGUUCAUUAACAUCGUGGUUCAUUCUGUGGAGGACAUGAACUUCAGGGUUCAUCUUCAGUACGACUUCACCAAACUGAACCUGGACGAGCACCUGGAGAGGCUGAAGCACACAGAGAGCGACAGGCUGCAGGUGCAGAUUCAGGCAUACCUGGACAACGUGUUCGACGUCGGGACGCUGCUCGAAGACGCAGAGACGAAAACCGCUGCUCUGGAGAGAGUGGAAGAGCUGGAGGACAGCCUGGGCACGAUGUCUGAGCGUCUCCUGGACGUAGAAAACGAAGCGAUGCUGAAAAUUGUUGAACUGGAGAAACAAUUGAUGCAAACAAACAAGGAGCUGGAUCACUUGCGGGACGUGUACGCCAACACCAACUCUCAGGUGCACACAUUGCGGCGGAUAGUGCGCGAGAAGGACCAGACAAUCCGGCGUCAGAGUCGUCUGGAGCGUCAGGCUCAGGAGGCACAGCACGCCGGAGGACCCGGAGCUCCUCAACCCCAGAGAGGAGAGGGUGACGGGGGCGUGACUGACUCUGCCUCCCCCUCACCUCCCCCCUGCCCUAACCUGUCACCAAG
Paralichthys olivaceus (Japanese flounder) is the source of this 1101-nucleotide messenger RNA. Lineage: Eukaryota; Metazoa; Chordata; Actinopteri; Pleuronectiformes; Paralichthyidae. The record is from RefSeq and is a predicted model, not a curated record.